Molecule: messenger RNA, 1258 nt
Organism: Solanum lycopersicum (tomato)
Lineage: Eukaryota; Viridiplantae; Streptophyta; Magnoliopsida; Solanales; Solanaceae
Product: protein IRX15-LIKE-like
Biological process (GO): plant-type secondary cell wall biogenesis; xylan biosynthetic process
Cellular component (GO): Golgi apparatus
Source: RefSeq, a predicted model, not a curated record
ACGAAACUUAGCUUUACUAAAUCAAAUAUUGGUGGGAUUGUAAUGUCAUCAUUAGUACUUUAUAACUCACUUCAUUUUUCUCACAAGAAACUCAUCACAAUUUUCCAAAACCAAAAAUUAAAAAAAAUCAAAGAUGAAGAAUACUAUUGGAAGUAGCACAAAGUUAAUACUUCUUCAUCCUUAUAUACAAAAACAGGGGAGUUCGAAUCGGUUUUGGACGUUGGCUUUUAUUUCUAUCUUAACACUUGCUUUUCUUCUUACUCUGAUAUAUACGAGGGAGUCGAAAAUCACGACCUCUAUAGCUGUUGCAUCUACAAUUACUAGUACAAGUACACCACCAUUGUCAAAGGCUGUGGCUAGGGCACUUGUUCAUUAUGCAUCGAAUUCGAAUAACACAGAACAUAUGUCUUACACUGAUAUCAAACAUAUUGCUGAUGUUCUCCAAAAAUGUUCUCAGCCUUGCAAUUUACUUGUUUUUGGACUUACACACGAGACUCUUCUAUGGAAAGCCCUGAAUCACAAUGGGAGAACGGUUUUCAUCGAUGAAAAUCGAUAUUAUGCAGCUUACAUUGAGGAAAAAUAUCCGGAAAUUGAAGCUUAUGACGUGCAGUACACAACUAAAUUGAGCGAAAUGAAGGAGUUGAUUGCUGGAGUGAAGGAACAAGUCCGAAACGAAUGCAAGCCCGUGCAGAAUUUGCUGUUUUCGGAGUGCAAACUGGGGCUAAAUGACUUGCCAAAUCAAUUUUAUGAAGUGGAUUGGGAUGUUAUUUUGAUUGAUGGUCCAAGAGGGUAUUGGCCUGAGGCACCAGGACGAAUGUCAGCUAUUUUCACUGCUAGCGUAUUGGCGCGGAGCAAGAAAGGGGGAAAUCCAAAGACGCAUAUUUUCGUGCAUGAUUUUCAUCAACAAGUGGAUAGAAUUACGAGCGAUGAGUUCUUAUGCAAAGAGAAUCUGGUGAAAUCAAUGGACAUGUUGGGGCAUUUUGUGUUGGAGAGAAUGGAUGCGAACAACUUUCAAUUCUGUCGCAACCAUAACUCAACAACAGCAAAUUCAUCUUCUUAGCACAUUUUUAUGUUGUUAUAUGAUCUAUCGGGCUUUAUUUCCUGUUUCAUUUUAUUAUUUAACACAUGUUGCAGAUUUUUGGACUUGUUAUAUGCUAGGGAAGGAGGGGCAGUGUAAAAAAUAACUUCUCUUUUGGUAUAUUGUAAAAUGUAUUCUUCUACAUUUUGAAUGAAAAAGGCAACUGUUUUUUGUCAAAAA